CCUCCUCUCUGGCCUUCGCAAGACACGGAUAUUUCCCCAGCUUUCUGUUUCGAUUUCGAGAAUGGCGGCCUUCCGGAAAAGCCUGGCUAGGCGAUUCGCUUCCCUCUUGCUGCCUACCGCCGCCGAUGGCGGAGUCGGUCGUCCCUGCGGAUUUCUCUUUCUUCAGAAGCGGCCCCUUUUCCAGCGGGCGCUGCCGCCCGACCGCCAAUUGAUGCUGCUGGCGGCCGACCGGAUAAGCGAGCGGGUUCGCAGCCUGAACCCUUGCAGGAUCUGCCUCGACGUGAUCCUGCCGCCGGCGCGGUCUGAAGCGCCGGUAUUGAGGGAGGAGGGGGAGGUUUUGGUGGAGAAGAAGAGGGUGUCUUUGGUGGAGGUGAGGAAAUUGGCGAGGGCUUCGCUGGUGGCGGUGGUGCGGGCGCGUCUAGCAACAGUAGAGAAGAGUUGCAUCGCUUACUCCGAGUUUGUACGUAUCUGCUGCGAGGCGUCUAAUAGCGAGCAGGGUUUGGAAAUCGCCCGAUCGCUCGACGAAUCCGGAGUUGUUGUAGUGCUUGGAAACGUGGUUUUCCUGAGGCCUGAAGAGGUGGCAAAAACAAUUGAGAAGUUGAUCCCAUUGUCAUCGAGCCAUGAGAGUUAUCACACGAGAGAAGAAUUGAAGAUGCUGGAAGAGAAGAAAUCUGAGAUUGAUAAACAAGCAGCAGCUCAAGUCAGGAAGGAGUUGUGGCUUGGGCUGGGGUUCAUGGUGGUGCAAACAGCUGCGCUGAUGAGAGUGACUUUCUGGGAGCUUUCAUGGGAUGUGAUGGAGCCAAUCUGCUUCUACCUCACCUCUGUCUACUUCUUGUCGGGCUAUGCAUUCUUCCUCAGGACGUCCAAGGAACCAUCCUUUGAGAGCUUCUUUGCCAGCCGCUUUGCCACAAAACAAAGGCGUCUCAUGAAAGUACAAAAUUUUGAUUUGACUCGCUUCAACGAACUUAGCCAAGCAUUCUCUCACUCUCUACCACCACCCCCUUAUUCAAAGUUUGCUUCUGCUUCCUGCCAUUGUGAUAGGGAUAACUAAUCAUUAGUUGGUUCAUCACAUUUAUGAAGUUCAAUAUUUUUAGUUAUGGUAAACAUGUUACACUAAACCAAGGAAAGUUGUUCCUGAGCUACCAAUUUUGCGGCAUACCAACAAGAGAAAAUCAUAUAUCUUCGAAUUCACUUGUUAUGAGGACAAUACAAAGGGAUACAUGCAUACCAUCAUGCAAAGCUACUCUCGGAGCAGAUUCUCAAAAUUGUGUUAUCGUUAACAAAGGUGAUUCUCUUGAUUUUAAGAUGAGUGACUUGAAGCCUGUAUUGUGGCUUCAAAUGAUACUUGUGAUUGAACUCAACUUGUAGUGUGAUGAUCUACACAAGCCUGGUGUUAUUUGUUUGAUUGAAGCAAAACAAUCCAGCCAUGAAUGUACAAAUUUGUCUCUUCUGGUGAAAAUUGACUAGUAUGUUGCUUAUUCUGUCA
Molecule: messenger RNA, 1486 nt
Organism: Zingiber officinale
Lineage: Eukaryota; Viridiplantae; Streptophyta; Magnoliopsida; Zingiberales; Zingiberaceae
Product: calcium uniporter protein 4, mitochondrial-like
Exons: 2
Coding region: 62-1051 (329 amino acids)
Biological process (GO): calcium import into the mitochondrion; mitochondrial calcium ion homeostasis
Cellular component (GO): uniplex complex; mitochondrial inner membrane
Molecular function (GO): uniporter activity; calcium channel activity
Source: RefSeq, a predicted model, not a curated record